AUGAGAAAAAGAAACUAUGCUUCGGAAAAAUACUCUUAUAGUCACAUGAUUUACCCUCUGUAUUUUCUCUAUUUCGGGAGUUUUGCCCCGAGGAAGAUAACAGGAGCGCGACGGGUAAAAAACCGAUGGUAUGACAAAGGAUCUAUAACAGCGGGGUUGAAAGUAUUAGUAAUCUCCUAUGAACUUUUACAACCAAGCACAGUAAUAAAAGUAAAGAUGGAGGAUUCUGACAUUCAUUCAGUGGCGUCUAGUGCUCCUAGUACCGCAAUCAUGGAGGAAGAUCACGCUCCUAUGUCUCUGCAUGCGGCCAACGAUAGUCCACGAAUCCGAAAAGGUUCUUUUGCUUCAUCAAGAAGAAGCUCGGUAUCGUUUAACCCACAAAGCUAUGCAAUUGGCAGGUCUCUUUCACGAAAGCUGACUAGUUUAAGGUAUGCGGUACAGGAUGACAACGAGCAGACAGAUGCAGCCUCGAAAGACCUCAAUGACGUACUCGAAGACAAUUUCGAUUUAGAAGAUGCCAUAAGGAUGAGGACUAAUACAGGCGUUGAGCAGCCUGUGAGGGUGUACGACGAGGAUGAUGUAGCAAGCUCUGUGGAUAACAAUUCAACUGAAGGACAACCGACCAUUGCUAAAGUUUUCACUAAUAAAUCGACAGGCAACCUAGACUUGCCACCUGAUGGAGGUUACGGUUGGGUAUGCUGCUUGUGUGUCACGCUAGUAAUGUUUGCAACGUGGGGUGCCAAUUCUGGAUUUGGUGUAUUUCUUGCAUUCUACCUUAAUAACGCGGUGUUCGCUGGUGGAUCAAAAUACCAGUAUGCCCUCAUCGCCGGCUUUAGCAUUUUCUUCGGUCAAGGUCUUCCGCCUCUAGUUUUAGUACUUAUGCGUAUUUUUGGUUUGAAGUUUCCUAUGUACCUCGGGAUAACGAUCCUGUUCGCAGGGCUACUUAUGGCAUCUUUUGCAGUAGAUUUAUGGCAACUUUAUUUGACACAAGGUGUUUUAUUCGGUAUGGGUAUUUCCCUCAUUUAUGCACCUGCCACAACUGUCCUGCCAGGGUGGUUUUUGAAGAAAAGAUCCUUCGCGAUGGGGAUCUCUCUGAUUGGCACUGGUGCUGGAGGUGUGACGUACUCGCUAGCUGUUAACAAAUUAAUUCAAGAUACGGGAAAUCAGAAAUGGGCAUUAAGAAUGAUGGCAAUUACGUGUUCUGUAACCUGCAUUGUCGCAGCUCUAUUAAUAAAGCAACGUACCCCGGUAGAACCUGCAGGUGUAAAGUCUUGGAAACGGAUAAAAGAACAAUUUGCAAUGAUUUUCUCGAUCAGAGUAAUGAAACUAUACAGUGUAAAUCUAAUUGCUAUAUGGUUUGCUCUUGCAUUAUUCGGUUAUAACUUAAUGGUUUUUACUUUAUCACCAUACGCAGUUGCUCGAGGCUUGACAGCACAUCAGAGUUCUCUAUUAACUGCUAUUUUAAAUGCCGCCCAAUCAGUUGGACGGCCAGUUAUGGGUCUAAUGGGUGAUAAAUUUGGAAGAACCAAUACUACUGUUGGACUUACUACGCUUCUAACCAUAUUUCUUUUCGCAUUCUGGCUUCCAUGUCAUACCUUCAUUCAAUUGAUUUUCUUUUCUAUUUGUGUCGGUUCUUGUGUGGGCGUUGCAAAUGUUAUGAAUACGGUCCUUGUUGCCGAUAUCGUUGGCCCAGUCGAUUUCUUACCUGCAUGGGGGUACGUCAAUAGCGUCGGAGCACCAAUUUUACUUGUUAGUGAACUGAUUGCACAGGCACUCACAGAUGAAUCAAAUCCUUCCAACCCUUAUCUUCAUACUCAAAUAUUUGCUGGCUUGUGCUUUUUCUGUGCGUUACUAUUGGUAUUGUUACUCCGUGAGUUAACAGUUAGAAUUAAACUGACUGAACGUCAGAAAAUCACACAUGAGAAAUUAAUGGAAAAAGAAAACGACACCGAUAAAGAGGAUGAAGAUGACAUUAAUUGGACCGUGCUUUCAGAAAGGCAAGCCAAAUAUGACUAUCUUCUAGGGCCGGGCGUGAAGAAAUUUUUCCGGAGAAUGUUUUAUCCCAUGAAAGUAUAG
Messenger RNA from Lachancea fermentati, 2076 nucleotides. The record is from the annotation of a GenBank genome assembly. NCBI's taxonomy places the organism in Eukaryota, Fungi, Ascomycota, Saccharomycetes, Saccharomycetales, Saccharomycetaceae.